Molecule: messenger RNA, 1268 nt
Organism: Physcomitrium patens
Lineage: Eukaryota; Viridiplantae; Streptophyta; Bryopsida; Funariales; Funariaceae
Biological process (GO): response to wounding
Molecular function (GO): serine-type endopeptidase inhibitor activity
Source: RefSeq, a predicted model, not a curated record
UUGUUUUGAUAUGUGUCUUUUUAAAGUGUUUAUCAAUGCAAUAAAUUGAAUGAAAGAGUAUGUUGGAAAAAUUAAAUAUUUUGAGAGUUUGAUUUACAUAAUUUUAGCAAAAUCUGAUAUUCUUAAAAUUGUGUACAUACUGAAAAUGCAUGUGUAAUGUGAUUUUAUGAAAUACUGUAAAUUAAUGCAAAAGUGGAGAUCUUUGAACAGCAAUGAACCAGUUGGAGGUCUCCAUCCUUAUAAGGAACAUGACAGGGUUGAAAUGGGUUCAAUUAGGGUUAUGAUGUGGUUGUUUUUAGGAACAUGGUUUGGUUAUCUGAAUGUCACAUCUUGAGGGGUAUAAUAGAAGAAGCAGUUGAUUUGCAACAACCAAACUUUGUACAUGUCUGUGUGUGUCUCCCUCUCUCCAACAUCUGUAACAAAAGAGUCUGUAGGCUUGGAAUUCUGCUUUAAGAGGAAGUUAGGGAAAUCCAUGAACACACAUACUCAGGAGGGCACAAUUUAAGGAUUUAGGAGGAGGAGGAGCACAACAACAGUGAUGAUAAUAGUGAUUCAGCAGCAAAGAUGGCCAGUGUUGGUGGCUGUAAUGCUGGUUCCUUUUGUGUGGAUGUGCCCUGUGCAUGGUGCUUUCACACUCUUUGGGUGUGAGAAGGAUGCGUGGCCUGAGCUUUUGCACACCACAGUGGGUGAUGCUUUAUCUGCCAUCAACACCGCAGGCAUUGUGAAGAAUGUGUAUGUGCAGCCACCAAGCUCAGGGUUGCCCCCUGCCAACAUGGGCACCCCUGCAGACAUCUGGGUCUACACAGAUGGAGCUGAUAUUGUGUAUGAAAUUCCCAAACGAGGCCUCUGGCAUCCCAAUCGAGUGGCUCCAGGAUGGCCAGACUUGGCAGGUUUAGAUUGUGUAGCAGGCAUGAACAGUAUCAAGCAAGAUUAUUUGGGUGUCACCAUUGUAUAUGGACCCAAGGGCUUCAUGCACAUCCAAGACUUUCAAAAGGAUCGUGUCUGGGUUGACAUUAAUCCUGAUGGCACAAUUGCUGCCAUCCCUGCCAUUGGUUGAAGCUGUGAUGUCUUUCCCUAUACCAGGUGCAUUAAUUUUGCUGUGACCCUGACAACAGUUGAGUUGCCAUUGCAAAAGAAUUGGAUUGUUUUUGUUCUUUGUAUCUUGAGUGUAUGCUCCAAUUUUAGUCAAGUGGUCAGUGUUGGAACCAGAGCAAGACAAUGGAAUUGUGUUUCAAUAUUAAUUUAAUUUUAAUGCUGUUGUGGUGCCU